AACGAAGAGAUUAUUAUUUGUGUUGGAAUUAAUUAGUUGCCAACCACAAUGAUCCCCUAGUCACUUUUGUCAUGAUCAAUAAUUGUGAGGUGCAGCGCGUCCUUGUUGACACAGGGAGUGCACCAGACAUCAUGUACUUCCAUUGUUUUGAAAGUCUUGGGUUGGAUCCUGCUAUGUUGCAGCGGUAUGAUGGUCCCAUCUAUGGAUUCAACAACCAGCCAGUCCCAGUUGAAGGAGUCCUCACCAUGAAUGUUGCAUUUGGAAGUGGCCGGAGUUAUGUGACUCCUUCAGUUAGGUUUCUGGUAGUCAAGAUGGCGUCCUCAUUCAACGUCGUCAUUGGCCGACCCACACCGACUGAAAUCCGAGCUGUGGUUUCCCAAUCUCACCUAUGCAUGAAAUUCCCAACUCCUACGAGAAUAGCAACGCUGCGAGGCAACCAGGAGGUGGCUCGACAUUGCUAUAUCACCUCGGUAACACAACCUCAGAAGGGCAAGGCUCAGACACCCGAUAUUAAUCCCAAACGGGUUCCUAAUGAUCGGCAAGUUAUGGGUGUUGAGAUAGUAGAUAACCGACCAGAAGAUGAAACCAGAGCUGCUCCAGUCGAAGAUGUGGAGGAGGUACAGAUUGAUGACAGAGAUCCGAGCCGGAAAACGCAAGUUGGGACUAAAUUGAACCCGGAGGAAAGAGCAGAGCUAAUAGCUUUUCUUCGGGCCAAUAAAGAUGUUUUUGCAUGGACUUCAGCAGAUAUGCCGGGAAUUCCCACUUCAGUUAUUAAAGAAGAAGUUGAGAAACUCCUACAAGCCGACUUUAUCAGAAGGGUAGAUUAUUGUGAGUGGGUCGUCAAUCCAGUGCUGGUGAAAAAAGCGAACGGUAAAUGGCGGAUGUGCAUUGAUUACACUAACCUCAACGAUGCAUGUCCAAAGGACUGUUAUCCAAUGCCAAACAUUGAUAAGCUGGUUGAGGCGGCUUCAAGAAAUGAGAGAUUGAGUCUCUUGGAUGCAUAUUCAGGGUAUCACCAGGUGCCAAUGGCUCCCGCAGAUGAAGACAAAACCUCGUUCUAUGCCGGCGAUGAAAUCUAUUGCUAUGUGAUGAUGCCCUUCGGCUUGAAGAACGCAAGUGCCACUUCCCAGAAGAUGGUCACCAUCGUAUUCCGAGCUCAAAUAGGUCGGAAUCUGGAAGUUUAUGUUGAUGAUAUAAUGGUGAAAAGUUUGAAAGCUGAGGAUCACUUAGUUGAUCUCGAGGAGACAUUCAACAAUCUCAGGAAGAACAGAAUGACGUUAAACCCAGCAAAGUGCAUCUUCGGUGUGGAGUCAGGAAAAUUUCUAGGCUUCAUGGUAUCUAGAAGGGGGAUUGAGGUCAACCCUGAAAAGAUCAAAGCAGUAGCCGAGAUGGAGCCACCGAAGUCGAUAAAAGAUGUAAAGAGGUUGAUGGGGAGAGUAGCAGCUCUGCAUAGAUUCAUUUCGAAAUCAGUAGAUAAAUGCUUGCCGUUCUUCAAGAUUAUGAGAUUGGCAGCCCAGAAGGAUGAAUCUGGUAAACAAAAGAAGUUUGAAUGGAAUCCAGAAUGCCAAGAUGCAUUUGACAAGCUGAAGUCUUAUCUUAGCUCACCUCCUUUGCUGACAAAGGCCGAGGAUGGAGAAAUCCUUUACUUGUACCUCGGCAUAUCAGAUGAAGCUAUCACAGCCUUAGCAGUUGUCACUUCGGCCAGGAAACUAAGACCGUACUUUCAAUCACACCUAAUCAUAGUCCUCACGGACCAGCCACUCAGACAAAUUUUGCAGAAGCCAGAAUGUUCGGGGAGAUUGAUCAAAUGGGCAGUUGAACUGGGCGAAUUCGAGCUCACAUUUCAGCAGAGUUGGAUUUUGUAUGUUGAUGGUGCAUCAAGUAACAAAGGUUCUGGCGCUGGUGCACUCCUACUUGGCCCAAAGGGGUAUCGAAGCGAACACGCUCUAAAAUUUAAUUUUGAUGCCACCAACAAUAUGGCCGAAUACGAAGCCCUGCUCCUCGGCUUACAGCUAGUGACAGAAUUGAAGGUUGAAGCGAUACAAAUAUACAGUGAUUCACAGUUAGUAGUCAAUCAGGUUAACUCAAUCUGCGAAGUGGUUGAUCCUAUUAUAAUGAAGUAUGCAACUCUGGUGGCCGAACUGAAAUCCAAAUUCCAGAAAUUCCAUUUAAGCAAAAUCCCUCGAGCUGAGAAUGAGCAAGCAGACUCCCUCUCCAAGUUUGCUUCAGAUGGCAACCAAAGCUCCAGAUCGAUCUUUGUAGAAAUUUUGGACGAGCCUAGCUUCUUUAAGCCACGAGUGAUGAAGGUCAGCACAGAUCCUAGCUCGUCGAGCUGGACAGAUCCAAUUAUCUCAUUUCUACGAGAUGGCACAGUGCCUACAGAUAAACAGGAAGAGAUGAGGUUGCGGAAAAAGGCAUCUCGGUAUACCCUUGUUAAUGACGUCCUCUACAAGAGAUCUUUCUCACUCCCUCUGCUCCGCUGCCUAACCCUUUACGAGGCUGAAUACGCACUUCGGGAGGUGCAUGAAGGUGUCUGUGGAAGUCACGUAGGUGCUCGAACUUUGGCCCAUAAAGUCCUUAGACAAGGUUAUUAUUGGCCCAACAUGUAUAAGGACGCCAUCCAGUUCGUACAGAGGUGUCAGAAGUGUCAGUUCUUCGCACAUCUGAUCCACCAGCCUGCAGAAGAGCUCACUACUCUGGUAGCACCUUGGCCAUUUGCUCAGUGGGGUCUUGACCUUUUAGCUCGGGCACUAUCCAGUCUUACCUCCAAGAAGGUCGAAGACUUUGUUUUCAACUUGAUUAUUUGCCGAUAUGGGAUCCCGAAUCAGAUUGUAGCUGAUAAUGGAACUCAGUUCAAUUGCUCCUCAUUCCGAGAUUUCUGUUCCAGUUACGGGAUUAAACUACAGUUCACCUUGGUUUACCAUCCGGAGUCCAACGGCAUGGUCGAAUCUGUUAACAAAUGCAUCUUAGAAGGUAUCAAGCUGAGGUUGGAACAGCACAAGGCCAAAUGGGCAGACGAGCUCAACAAUGUCCUCUGGGCAUACAGAACUACGAGCAGAACUAUCACAGGUGAAACACCCUAUCAUCUGGCUUUUGGCACCGAAGCAGUCAUUCCUAUCGAGAUAGGAGUCCCAAGCUUCAGGGUCACCCAUUUCGAUGAAGGACGAAAUGGACAACUGCUUCGGGAAAACCUUGAUUUGCUUGACGAAGUCAGAGAAGAAGCACGACUUUGAACUCUAGUCUACAAGCAAAAGAUAGCAAACUUCUACAAAAAACGAGUUCGACCCUGAACUUUCAAAGUAUGAGACCUUGUUCUCAGGAAAGCUAGCCUCACGGGGUUCGAAACUCGAUUUGGAAAGUUAGCACUAAACUGGGAGGGCCCCU
Messenger RNA from Rubroshorea leprosula, 3384 nucleotides. The record is from the annotation of a GenBank genome assembly. Lineage: Eukaryota; Viridiplantae; Streptophyta; Magnoliopsida; Malvales; Dipterocarpaceae.